AUGACAGGAUCAAACUUCCAGGAUGCACUGAUUGUAUUUGAUCCAGCACUUGGUCCACAUGUUUCUCAGCAAGCACAGGUGGCUUUUGCGCAGUACUAUUCGCGACACAUCAAUCUACGAUCAGGAUUUCAGCAUGAUCAGUGGGAACCCAUGAUGAUUCCUGGAAUCGAUUGGUGCCGCCGUCGCGAAGGAGCAGCUCAUCCAGUUCUGCUCAGCGAUCGGCAAGUGGUUCAGCUGAGAGCUGCUUCGUCGCUACAAGCCGGUGAAGAGAUUUUUGUGCAUGCGGUGCAAGACAGCACGGAUUUGUUGCUGCAAGGGGACAGCAAGGGUCCUUCAAUUUCUGCUGGUCAAUUCUUGGCUGUGCCGAUUGAGGGCGAGAACAGAGAGUCAAAGCGCCUGCUCUUCAAGCAGCUUGGAUGGCCUGCAGAAGUGCGGCUGCGAGAUGAUGUGCAGGAUCUGAAGGUUCUCCGCUUGGCUUCCAUGCCCAGUGAGGAGUUCACAGCAUGGUCCGUGGGAGCACUCAUCGCCAACGCGCCGCUCGCCGUGUCUCGCGGCUUCCGCACGGAGGCGCAGGCCACAGCCUUCCUCUACCGGCAAUGCUGCCACCAUGGAAAUUCAGUCAGGACAAACUCGCUUUCUGACCCUCAGCAUCCUCGAGCCACAGUUGCAACAAGGUAUCGCCAGGUGCUGCUGGAGGUGUACGGCAAGUGCUGCUCUCGCGCUCGACAAAAAAUGGACCGAUUGCUUUCGUGGGCGUCCAAGCAGCACGAGUGGAUGUUCCGGUACAUAGCGGAGGUUGUGCAAUCAUGCGAUGACCGGGACACAACGACUUCAGAGGAGAGCCCUCGUGGCUCGCUCACACUUCCAGUCUUGUCGGACUCACGCCAACAGUUGAGUGCCGCCAUGACCGUCGCAGUGGUGAACUCCAAGGUGCAAGCCUUUGCGCCAUACUUCCAGCAGCUUUUGCAGGCCAGCUUGGACAAGACUGGGCGCCUGAAGCGCAUCCGGAGGCUGGCACUGGCGAUGGCACGCCUACAAGAUGCCAACAUCGAUUUGUCCGACUUUGAAUGGAUCAAUCGGCUGCCAGGCGAGGCAGAUGCCGUUGGGACUCUCAAGUGCGCAUGGAAUUCAGAGCUGAGAGGUUUCGUGCCUCCAGGUGGCCAAGGCUUGCCACAGGUCAUCAAUGGCAACUACCAGUCAUCGCUGCUGAUGCGGUUUUGUGAGAGCAAGUUCGACGCGAAUUUCGUUCUCACAAUAGGCGUUGACUUCAAAUGGAAGCAAGUGGAGCGGGAUGCGCGGAAACUCAAAAUCCAGGUCUGGGACACUGCUGGACAGGAGCGGUUCCGAACCAUCACGCCUGCAUACUACAGAGCGGCCAUGGGUGUUGUGAUUUGUUACGACAUCACGGACAAGGCCUCGUUCGAGCACAUUGACUACUGGCUGCAGCAGUUGGACCAGCAUGGAGAUGAGGGAGUGCAGAGGGUCCUGGUGGGCAACAAGUCCGACUUGAAUGAGAAUCGGAAAGUCACCAGAGAAGAAGGAGAGAAGCUGGCAACGCAGUACAAUAUGAAGUUUUUUGAGACCUCUGCGAAGACAGGGCAGGAGGUCGACGAGGCUUUUCUCUCGAUCGCUGAUGAUGUCGUGAAACAAAGAUAUUCCGACGUCCAGCCCAAUGCCGCCCAAGUGAAGUUGAAGAAGCCUGGGAAAUCAAAGGGCUGCCAGUGCUGA
This is a messenger RNA of Effrenium voratum, 1728 nucleotides long. NCBI's taxonomy places the organism in Eukaryota, Dinophyceae, Suessiales, Symbiodiniaceae. The record is from the annotation of a GenBank genome assembly.